GAAGCGGGUCCAGAGCUACAGUCAAUGGUCCAGAGGAUGAAGAAAAUACCGACCACUACUCUAAACGACACAACUAAAUCUAUCAGACAUGGGUUAAAACUUCCAUUUAUAUCGAGUUUUUAACGAAUUGAGUGGUUUACUGUUCCUAAAUCAUAAAUGGUGUUGUUAUGGUUUUGUUAGCACUAUUCGUAGUUAGCAAAAAUGGAACCAGCUAGCUGAAUUUAUCCGGAUCAGCAACGUCAGAUGCCUUUUGAAUAAUUGUUCUCCUUUCACUACUGUGGUUUAUUGGCGGGUUGUUUGUCUAAAAGUUCAAUCAUGGAGCCCUCUAAACCGCUAUUUCUGAAGACGUACGGUAAACAGAGGCGAAAGCUGUCUGCCUGGAUUUUACCUUCAGACCGUAAGCAGGUCUUUGAUAGCACCGCGUCACCAGAUGACAACAGCUCCUUGUUUGAACAGCCAGGACCCAAGACGACCAGAGAGAAGAAAGCUGGCGUGGGUAGACAUAAAUCAGUGCGUCCUGCCAAGAGAAGAGCAUUGCAAGAUCUGAAUGCGAAAGGUUAUGAUGAGGGGAAUACGAGCAACGAGGAGAACAUCAUAAUGCCCAGAGGGCAGAGGACAAGGGUUAACCGUAGUAAAACUGUCCGUCCAGCCAAGAGGAAGGCCACCCAGUGUCUGACAGACACAAGCAGUGAUGAGGAGAACAUUGGGAGUCGCUUUCAUCCCCCUCCUCAGCUCACCCAUCAGAGCAAGCAAACCAGGAAAGGCCGGUUCCUGAGUGUAGCUUUGACGGGGCGGAAACGCAAGCAGGUUUCUGACACCAGCCAAAGCGAGGACAAAAUGUGUGCACCAAAAAGACUCAAAAAUUCAUAUAAAAUGAAGACGCACUCUAACGUUCAUCCUCCAUCUGCGGGCCGCUUCGUAACCCGCCGCAGACGGGCAGCCGUCACCAAACCCAAGCUCACUAAAGCAAUACUGAAUAGCUCUUCAGAUGAGUUUGCUUCUGAAGCCAGUCACAGAAAUCUUCAGCCUUACCGAAAGAGGAGGAACGUCCCUCCGGCAUUUGCUGUGUCAAGUGCAGAAAACUCUGUGAAUGGGAUUUCCGGCUUCGCCACCAACCCGACCAACCCCUUCCGAGAGAUAUCUCUCAACGAGUUGGCAGAUCGCAGUCCCAGGAAACCCAUUUUCUGCUCCACACCCUCAGCGGGCUCCUUCAGCAAGCGUGACCACCGCGUACUCUUCCCCGUCAGCGAUCAGUCCUCCAUUCCCCCGUCCGUGUCGGUAAUCUCUCUGAGCGCCUUGAGCACAUCUCCAGACGGGCUGGAUUCGAUCGAGCAGCUCGUCUCCCCGCCGCAUUUAGAGAGGCCUCCUCCGAGCCGCGCUGAGCUGCAGAAACAGCCAGAUAUGCAUCACCGCGAAGAACCUUCUGUUGAUUUGUAUAGUAGCUGCAGUGAAGAAGCCAAAAGCCGUGGUGGAGGCAGGACGAAGGGCGGUGGAGGAUUAGCAGGUGUCUCUUCAGACGGUGGAAGCAGCAGUCACUUUGUGUCUGCGGCAGGAGGGUUGGAGUGGCUGGUGGAGGCUCUGAAGGAGCAAUGUCUGACCCAUCGCUGCACAGUGGAGCUGAAGAGGUUAGACCACUUCUUUUUGGCUCAGCUUCACAGUGAGACGGCCUCGUCGUCUUGUUUGGAAGGUUCGGCCUCCAGCCAGCGAACUAAUCAGCCACACUUUGUAGACAGGGGUCAGACCAUUGAUUUUUCGCAGUCACUUAAACUUUACUUAUCUCUGACAAGCAAUAAAACCAGUGAUGAUUUACAGUCGGUAAACACUUCUGAACAAGUGGCUUCAGCCAGUAACUGCCACAGCACUAAUUCUUCACAAUCGAUCGACUGUGAUCAGUCAGCCCAACUCUCAAACUCAUCCAUGGAGCCGUCAGGAUCUACCCGCGACACAGACGGCAGCUUUGAGGUGAUCGUGGACACACGGCUACAGUCCAGUGGCGCUGUGCAAACACUGUUCACAGGAGAGGAAGCAAAAUAUACGUCUCUUUUGAAAAAAUGCUGUGUUCCUGUUAAAAAAGUAGAUUUGUCAGAUCUGACUGAAGUUUUCACACAGCAGCAAGAGCCAGCUUUGGUUUGCAGCGAGAAGUCUGUCAAUCGGCGUGCGUCAAAAUGGGCCAGCGACGACCAGACGAAGAGCCACCACACGUCUGAAAGUGACUGCUGCGAAGACACUUCUUCCGGGAAAGCCGGCGUGAAACCUGUAGGCUCGAGUAGCUCCUCGGACGUGGUUUCCUCGGACAGGGAAGUCGCAAAGAACUCUAGCGGCGCUGCCCUCAAGAGGAAAAAAAUGUCUCAGGUUCCUAAAGAAAAGAGGAGGAGGAGCGCGUCCAAAGACCGAACUGGAACGACACGGAAGGUGUGUGUGAGCGGCAGCAGCGUGACCCGCUGGACGAACAAAAGCAGCGCCGGUACGCACGUGUUCAACAGCAGGACUGCACAAACGGGCGGCAGCAAGGCGGUGGAGUGCAGCAUCCACGAGCUGAUCUCCUCACAUCACCAGCAGCCAAGGGACUUGUUCGGGGGGGCCAUGAAUUUCUCCACCCCACUGAGAACCAAUCAGCUCUCGUCCUUGUUGGCCAACUUCACGCCCAACACACACACCUGGAGCAGACUCAAAGCCGCCCUCUCCGUUCAUCGCAAGGUGCUGCUCACUCCUCGGAGUGAGGCGGGUACUCUGGGGAGGACGGCGCUGGCGGACCUCAGCCAGGAUCUCUUCGCCUCCUCAUUACGGACACCGCUCUCCAAGCGUUCGCAGUCGCAGCUGCUGAGAGACUACUCCCUGGUUGUGUCUGACGACGCAGAUCUGUCGGAUGCAGAGAAGGUGUAUGCGGAGUGUGGCCAGCAGCAGCCUCUGCCGUGGGAGGAGUGUAUUCUCCCCCAGUACAUGAAGCAGUGUGUGAAGGUUGGGGAAGGGACCUUUGGUGAGGUCUUCUCCAUCACCAACGCCUCAGGAGACGCUGUCGCACUCAAAGUCAUUCCAGUGGAGGGCAGUGAGAAGGUGAACGGGGAGGACCAGAAGACCUUUGGAGAGAUUCUGCAUGAGAUUAUUAUCUCAAAGGAGCUGAGCAGCCUGAAAGAGAAGCAGCACAACCAGACUCACGGCUUUAUCGGACUCAAUAAUCUCCACUGCGUCCAAGGCUGCUACCCCCCAGAUUUCAUGAACGCCUGGGACAAAUUUGACCAACGCAAAGGCUCUGAGAAUGACAGACCAGAUUUCUUUGAUAAGGAUCAGCUGUUCAUCAUCCUGGAGUUUGAGUUUGGAGGCGUCGACCUGGAGAACAGCAACGGAACGUUGUCAUCGUUGGUGGUGGCAAAGAGCAUCCUUCAUCAGGUGACUGCUGCCUUAGCUGUGGCUGAGCAGGAGCUACGCUUUGAACACAGGGACCUCCACUGGGGCAACCUGCUGGUCAAAGCCACCAAGCACAAGACGGGGAGCUUCCUUCUGAAUGGAACGGCCCACUCUCUAGAAACCAGAGGGGUGCACGUCCGUAUUAUUGACUACUCCCUCUCCAGGCUAGAAAUCGAUGAUUUGACGGUGUCCUGUGACAUCUCAAAUGACGAGGAGCUCUUCAUGGGACAGGGAGACUACCAGUUUGAUAUCUACAGACUGAUGAGACAGGAGAACGGCAACAACUGGAGUGAGUACUGCCCCCAUACCAACGUGCUGUGGCUCCACUACCUGUGCUCCAAGCUGCUCUCCAUGAAGUACCGCGGCUCAGGAGGGAGGGGCGCCAAGGACGUGAGAGAGGAGCUCACUCGUUUCUAUGACAACGUCCUCCAGUACAAAUCUGCCACCUCGGUGCUGCAGGAAUGCCCCAUGUUUCAGUAGCAUGUGAGCGCUGAGGCUUUUUUAGUAAGAUGAAGCGCGUCCUCGUUGACCUCUGACCCGUACACACGGUUGUUGAUCCCUUGUAACACGCUGCAGACGGAUGAAGGUUUCCUGGUGGGCUGUGUAUGUAAAACUGUCAGAUGACAAAAGUUAUUAAAGUGACCAAGUGAAAAUGAUGU
Molecule: messenger RNA, 4064 nt
Organism: Mugil cephalus (flathead mullet)
Lineage: Eukaryota; Metazoa; Chordata; Actinopteri; Mugiliformes; Mugilidae
Gene: haspin
Product: histone H3 associated protein kinase
Exons: 16
Coding region: 316-3885 (1189 amino acids)
Biological process (GO): mitotic cell cycle; protein phosphorylation; intracellular signal transduction
Cellular component (GO): nucleus; cytoplasm
Molecular function (GO): histone H3T3 kinase activity; ATP binding
Source: RefSeq, a predicted model, not a curated record